UAUCUGAUAAGAAUAAAAUGGCAUAAACUAUUUGAUAAGGAUAAAAUGUUGAAAUGGUAAAAUAAGGUAUGUACAUGCAUACACAUGCAUGUAACGUUUAAGCAUAAUAGUAAUAAUGAUAAUUAUUACGGAAAGGAACUUUAGCAUACAUGAUAUACUACAUACAUAUACCUCAUAUACAUACAUGCAUACGGUUUAUGCAUACAUGCAUAAAAUAUAACGGUGGUAAUACUACGCAUUGCAUACUUACUUAAAUACUCCACACCUAAUAAUUAAAAGCGUCAAUAAUGAAUAACAAAUUAACAAUGAAACGAUCGGUCAGUUCUGGAAGAAGCUCAACGGACAACGCAGACUGCUAGAACCUUCGUAACCCUCUAUUUAUAUGCUCCCAAACCAUGCGCAAAAUAUCACGUACCUGCAAUUAAAGACAAAAGAUAACAAUACCCAAGUCACGAAAUACGAACACUGACUAGUCGGUGAGUAGGAGAGAAGAGCGUGGGGACUGGCCGCGCCAUCUUGAGAGAGCGCCGGCACUAAGACCAGUUUCCGGAGAAGAGAAUAACGUAGCCGGAGCAGUGGAGCACAGUAGCUUUGCCGCCGCCAAGAGAAGAAAACUGUCAGAGUGCGGUUGCAGAGAUGCCGAAGGAAGGAGGAACUUCUCUGUUUGUGCACUGGACGCCACCGGAGCUGCGGUAUCCAUAAGAGAAGGAUGUCUUCUCUCGCCGUUUCACCUUCUCCACCAGAAGUAAGUACCACCGCAUGGCAAGAAACGAGUGCGUCGAAGGAGGAACCAAAACCAAAGCCAUCGCCGGAAAAAGGGGAACAAGCACCGGACUUCACGCCAAGGGAAGAGCAGCAUGUCACAGUGCUUCUGCAGAGUUCCACGCUAGAGGAAGUACAGAAGACGGAGUCUGCCUGUCCGUUUUGCACGCCGGAGAAAGAACCCAAACUGUCGCGCCAGAAGGUUUAUUGCCGGACCGUUUUUGCACGCCGGAGCAGGAAAGAAAAACCGUUGCCGUUCUACGUCGCCACUGGCCUUGCCUCCACGUUGCCGCCGGUAUGCCUUACUGUUGACGCCGAGAUUAGAGUACCGGAGUGAUGACCACCGCAUCGAACGUCGAUCCGUGGUUCCUCCCUGCGUCGCCGAAACACUUGAAGAAGACGUACGAGUACGUAAACAUUUACUCCGAUUAGCUUAGCUAGCUUGCUGGGCUGGGCUAUUUGUUUAGCUUCUUGGGCCGGUUAACUGGGCUGGAUUACCCUGAUGAUGAUGAUGAUGAUGAUGAUGAUGACGAUGACGAUGACGAUGACGAUGACGAUGACGAUGACGAUAACGAUAACGAUAACGAUAACGAUAACGGAUGGACUAGAUUAUGGAGUAUUAUAUUUAUAAAAGAAAGGGUAGAGGAUUGAGGAAUUAACCUAUAGUUUUGAUAAGAUAUUGAUAUUAGAAAUUGUAAUAUUCUUAGAAGGUGAUUUUUGGAGAAGAUCGACAUAGAAGUUUCAAUUAGGAGUUAUCGCGAUUUGAGGUAAGUUUCACGUCAACCGAAAUUAGUUCUUUUUGCUUUGUGAUUUCUUUGAAUAUUUUUAUGUGCAUAUUGAAGAAUUGAAUUUAUGUGUGCUGAAUUUGAGUAAAUAUUAUUCUAUGAAAAUAUUUGUAUUUGAUAUAUUGGUUGAUAUAUUGGUUUGUUAUUAUUUUUUAUAUGAGUUAUUUUAUACGAUUUUGGGAGAUUUUUGUAAUAGUAAGUAUUUUGAUAUCAGUAUUGGAGUUUUGAGAAAAUGGAGAUUUUAGCGCAUUUUGAAAAUAUGAACUUUGAUAAAUUUUGAGAAAACAAAGAAAAAUAAACAUUUUCAUAAAAGGUGAGCAUCACGGGAGAAAUCCGUGGUGUCGGUUUUUCCACAUCCGGAUAAAUGUGGAGGGUGGUUAGGUCUACUACUACGCAAAAAAGAAUUAACAUUUUUGGAGAAUUACUAGGAAGUUAGUUACAAAGUGAUUUUUGGAGAAAUUCAAUAAAGGAGAAAUUUCGGUGUUUCAUGUAUUUUGGAAUUAUUAUGGUUCACGAGUGAUGUGAUUGAGAUUUUGUAUAGAUAUUGUUUACUCAUGAUUUAUAAAAUGUUUUGAAAAUAAUUUUAUACUAACGGUUGUACAAAUUUAUAUAUAUACUAUUAUUAAUAUUUUAAAAGGUUAGGUGAGGCUUACUUAGCAUUAUUGCUAAUGUUUGUUUCUUUUAUUUUUCUAUCUGUACUUGAUUUUGUACAGGUGCUGAGUUGAUCCUGUUGAAGUUGAUUUUGAGAGAGCUUCCGCUAGAAAACAUAAUUAGUAAAUCAUUGUAAAUUUCUUUUCAAUAACUUUAAUUAGUGAAUAUUUGAAGUUUAAGUUGUUUUAGCCUGUGCACUCGGUUAGGUUAGAAUCGAGUGUGGCGGUAACUCCCCUAUUUCCCUUUUGAUUUUUCGCUAAACAAUUCUGAUGUUUUCAAUUAAAGUUAAUAAAUAAAAUUAUUUUUAAAGGUAUUUUUGGGUGGGAAAUUUGGGGGUGUUACAGCUAGAUUGGCACUACGUGUAUUGGGCUUAAUACAUUAGUGAAAUCCAUUUGAAAUAGGUGAGACUGGAUGUAGGAGGAUUACACCACAUCUGAACCAGGAUAUAUUGUGUAUUGACUCUACUGCUUAUCCUAGUGCUUAAUAACCUACUUUUUCUUGAGACAACUAUUUCACAAGAGCUUCGGGACAUCACUACUAAAAGGUCUGUUUUGACAGUUCUCAGAACACACUCCUCAAACGCAACAGGUGUCUCAGCAGUUACCUGAUACUACCCAACUGCUGAGACCUCUGCUCAAGCAAAACACCUUAACAUCUCCAGCUCAGCACACAUUCAGUAAGCCCUCAUCACUCUGUAUAACUCUCCCAAACUCCUAUUUUCCUCUAGCAGUUGCCUCAGCAAUUCCUUGCCAUCCAGGCAACUGCCAAGUCAACUGCUCACUAUCUGAAGUCCAAACAUCAUUCAAGCUAGAAAGUUAUCACAAACUAUCAUAAAGAGGUUAAAGACUUCCGAUGUGCAUCUAUCAAUCUCCCAAAAGAUUAUAGAUCAACUCAUAGUUAGAGAUAUAUUUACGGAGGGUCGAUUCCCUUAUGCGAUUAGACUAGGACUCCGACUCCUCGUUACCUGGCUAGCUCCGACGAUAACUCUUCUUGAGUAAGCCUUUACACAAAUUAUCCCUAGAACUGUACGCAUCGCUUUUCGUCCCUGGAACUAUACGCUUCUCAUCUUCUUUAAGAUCUGUAAGAUAAAUGAAAAAUACACUUAGUCUUCGAUGGUUUAUGAAGCUCGAUCGAUCUGUUGGAAUUUGAUGGGAGAAAAGAGAAUUUGAAUAAGAUGGGGUUUGGGUGGGUGAGAUAAAGUGAUAAGUCUUUGGGUGGG
Molecule: messenger RNA, 3417 nt
Organism: Cuscuta europaea
Lineage: Eukaryota; Viridiplantae; Streptophyta; Magnoliopsida; Solanales; Convolvulaceae
Source: the annotation of a GenBank genome assembly